AUGGAAUUAGAUUCGGCAGUUGGUUACUCUGAGAAUGGAACUUAUCAGUCGUUUGUUCAGUCAAUUCCCCAUGUUCAAAUUCUUGUUGCGGAACUUCUCUGGCACAAAGACAUUCCAUUGAAUGUGUGUCAUGAUCAAAAUGUUGUUACCUUAGAUGUCAAUGCUGCCAAAGAUUUAUUACAUUCAUCUGGUUACAAUUAUCUUGAUGUGAGAUCAGUGGAGGAAUUCAACAAAAGCCAUAUUGAGAAUGCUAUUAAUGCACCCUAUAUGUUCAAAACAGAAGAAGGACGGGUGAAAAAUCUUGAUUUUGUUAACCAAGUUGCAGCAAUAUGUAAGAGUGAGGAUCACUUAAUUGUGGCUUGCAAUAGUGGAGGAAGAUCAAGUCGAACUUGCGUUGAUCUACAUAAUUCAGGAUUUAAAAAUAUUGUUAAGAUUGGGGGAGGCUACUCAAAACAGCUUGCAAGUUCCGCCCAUAAUUUUAUAUGUAUGAACGUGUAUUUCUAUAAAUCCUUGUGA
This is a messenger RNA of Medicago truncatula (barrel medic), 516 nucleotides long. Its product is annotated as protein HIGH ARSENIC CONTENT 1, mitochondrial-like. The transcript is spliced from 7 exons. NCBI's taxonomy places the organism in Eukaryota, Viridiplantae, Streptophyta, Magnoliopsida, Fabales, Fabaceae. Bases 1 to 516 code for a protein of 171 amino acids. The record is from RefSeq and is a predicted model, not a curated record. Gene Ontology annotation, molecular function: catalytic activity.